Molecule: messenger RNA, 1398 nt
Organism: Dothidotthia symphoricarpi CBS 119687
Lineage: Eukaryota; Fungi; Ascomycota; Dothideomycetes; Pleosporales; Dothidotthiaceae
Exons: 2
Coding region: 206-985 (259 amino acids)
Source: RefSeq, a predicted model, not a curated record
GGGGUUGUUCUACUCCCCUUGGAAAUCAUUCUUUCUGGCGCUGCUCGGUAUUCAACUUGAAUCAAGAACGAAUUGACGAGACUGUUCGACACGACGACUAUUCAUUCGCUUUACCCUUCCUUCGCUGUAAACAAAACAACAAACACCGCGAGUGUUGAGCUCAAAGGGACACUUUUUAAGGACGGACUACGGAAUACGAUUCGAAAUGGAUUACUCUCCUGCAUUCUCGGUUACCAGCGACAUGACGGAUGAAGAGCUGGACCAGUACUUUGCGAGCUACGUUCCGCUCUCGAACCUUCCGACUCCACCGCCAGCAAAAGAGCACACCGUCGCUUCCCUACCAACACCAUCAUCACCAUCUCAAAAUCUCGAUCUCUCUUCCGAGCUGCAAGCACAUGCAACGCAUCUUGCCAAUCUUGUCCCGCGCAACGUCUCCACCGCCCAGCCAUGUGUGUCCGUCAUCCGCGGGUUUCUUGAAAGAGCUUGCUUGCCAGAUGAAAUCAUCGCGUUUGCAGCAUGCAUCCUGGACGCACUAUCCGACCGCUUUGCCUCCACAUGGAGAGACUCGCUCCUUCCGUCAAACUAUGCCCGCAACCUCAAAAUCUUCCUGCAAACAGACACAAGGCUCAACACAUCCGUCACCCCCGAUGUCAUCGUCCUCGCAGCUCUAGCCCUUGCCCAUGAUUUUCUAGUCGACUGGCUGCGCUCAUCCAAGCACUGGGCAGUGCGAGAAGGCAGCGCGCAAUUCACAGUCCAGGAGAUCGAGGCCACAAAGAGAGCAAUUCUGCAAGACAUGAAUUACGGCCUUUUCCGCAUCUCGAACGACAUGGUACAGCGAAUGCUGCAGGACAUGCAACGUGGGUCGUCCACAAUAGUGUUGAGGAAAGAAGAAAUGAAGGUGGACCGGAGACGUAAUCUUUCGCUUAGUUUUGCCGGCACGGCGAAGUGGAGUUUUGGUCUCCAGACUCCGGAGCUGAGUCCGUGAUGCACGUCUCGCCCCUCAACUCUUUUGCACUUCUCGACAUGGCGCGCGCAUUGGUCUUGGCGAUGUCGUCUGCAUAACGUUUUCUUUACGAUACCCUUGUUUUUCUUCGUCGUCAGGUUAUGCAUGGUUUUUCUACGUGUAAUGGAGUUAUCGGCACGGCGUGGCAUGGCAUGGCGCUUUUCGGGAGGCGAAUUUUGAGCUACAGCGGGCUUGCUGGGAAGCAUAGAUGUUUAUCUGUUGUAAUGUGUCCGUCCGACAUUUCGAUUCUUUCUUAGCUUUUUCACGAUACCCUGUUAGGAUAUGGAGAGAUUCGACGUCGAAUGUAUUGUCACGAAUGUGGUGUAGAAGAAAGUUCUGAUCUGGUACAUACUUCCACCAAAAUAAGAAAGUUGAUAAUAAUAUCUCAUCACCAC